Molecule: messenger RNA, 1420 nt
Organism: Canariomyces notabilis
Lineage: Eukaryota; Fungi; Ascomycota; Sordariomycetes; Sordariales; Chaetomiaceae
Product: Metallo-hydrolase/oxidoreductase
Exons: 9
Coding region: 69-920 (283 amino acids)
Molecular function (GO): hydroxyacylglutathione hydrolase activity
Source: RefSeq, a predicted model, not a curated record
CAGAUUUGGCGGGGGAAUCUCAACAUCGUUUUUGAUCUUGUUCUCGCUCGUUAACCCUGGCAUCAUCUAUGUACUCAUUCAGCGCUGCAAGGCGUCUAUUUCAACCCAAGGUCAACUGCUUAGCGGCCACUCCUACAUUUGCCCGCGCAAUGCAUAUCCAAUCGAUUCCUAUGUGGGUGGGCAAGAGUGACAACUAUGCCUACCUCGUAGUAGAUGACAAAUCCAAAGACGCCGUCAUCGUUGACCCGGCUCACCCGGCCGAGGUUGCCCCUGUGUUGAAGAAAGCAAUCAAGGACGGGUCGAUCAACCUCACGGCUAUUAUCAACACCCACCACCACUGGGACCAUGCUGGCGGCAACGCUGAGCUUCUCUCAGAGCUCGGCCAGCCCCUGCAGGUAAUCGGAGGGAAGGAUUGUCAAAAGGUCACAAAGACGCCGAAACAUGGCGAGACGUUCAAUGUUGGUAACAUUACCGUAAAGGCGCUGCAUACGCCAUGCCAUACCCAAGACAGCAUCUGCUAUUUCAUGCAGGACGGGGAUGACAAGGUUGUCUUCACCGGGGACACGCUUUUCCACGGAGGAUGUGGCAGGUUCUUUGAGGGUACUGGAGAAGAGAUGCACAAGGCCUUGAAUGUGACCCUAGCAUCUCUCCCCGACGAUACCAGGGUUUAUCCUGGCCAUGAAUAUACCAAGUCCAACGUCAAGUUCUGCCUGUCAGUCCUCCAAAGCGACGCCGUCAAGGCGCUCGAGGCUUUCGCCCAGGACUGCAAGCAGACCCAGGGGAGGUUCACCAUUGGCGACGAGAAGCGGCAUAAUGUGUUCAUGCGGCCGCAGGACCCGGAAAUCCAAAAGGCGACUGGCGAGACAGAUCCCGUUGCCAUUAUGACCAAGUUGCGUGAGAUGAAGAACAACUUCAAGUGAGUGGCUCGUCCUGGGCCUGGUCUAAUGAGGAAUCUCCCGCGAUGAGUUGGAGGUUGAUUCCAGUUCGCUCGGAUUAGGGAGGUGGCUACAGAAAAGUCUUAUCUGUAACGCAUGCACGACAAUUCAGACACUGAUGUCUCCGCAAGCCCAUGCCACCGAGACUCUUGAAGAAGCCUGGCGCUGUGAACUUCCGGACGUGUCUGAAGAAGACACGGGGUUUCUGCUCUUGCUUCACUGUCCACACUUGCGCGCCCUGGGGUCGUAUGAAGGCGACAAGCUCUAGCAUAUUUUGAAGCUGUGGUAUCACUAAGAGUACCGGGGCAAAACAGACGCAAAGGAGGGCGGCUACUUGCCCUUUCAACCUACCCGAAUGGUUAUCGUGCGCUCUCUGUGUAAUGGCCAUGCCCAUGCUGAAGUAGCCGGACUAGCAGUAGAGAGGUAAACAUGAAUUCCUUUGGCCAUAAUCUGAAUACCCGGGCCAGAGUAGAUAAAAUGGUUGG